Molecule: messenger RNA, 780 nt
Organism: Cladophialophora immunda
Lineage: Eukaryota; Fungi; Ascomycota; Eurotiomycetes; Chaetothyriales; Herpotrichiellaceae
Exons: 1
Coding region: 1-780 (259 amino acids)
Biological process (GO): protein targeting to ER
Cellular component (GO): signal peptidase complex; membrane
Source: RefSeq, a predicted model, not a curated record
AUGCAUAGCGCUCUGAAUCGACUCCAAUCGACCUUCGGGUAUUUUACAAGCUGCGCCUUUACCCUCGCUUGCAUUAUCGCCGUCCUCUCGAUAAUACCCUUCCCUGCUCCGACGGGCUCGCCCAGCGCCUCAAUAUCAGUUCGAAACGUCCAGGUCGUGAAAGGCCGCCCGCACUAUUACUCUCCCAAACGCGAAGAGUACGCUCAAAUUAGAUUCGAUCUUGAGGCCGAUCUAUCCAGCCUAUUUACAUGGAAUACGAAGCAGCUGUUUGUCUAUGUCACGGCCAACUACCCUGGCGGAAAGGGUGACACCCGGGGGAUGUCUGAAGCUGUCAUUUGGGAUACCAUCAUCACCGCAACACCCACCCCAUGGUCCUGGCAGAAUCUGAAGCAAGCCUAUUUUCCCGAGAAGAAGUCAAAAUCCAAGAGCAGGAAGAACUCAAACACAAAAUCCAAGACGAAGGAUCUGGUCAAGCCAGGCGUGAUUUCCUUGAAGAACCAGAAACCAAAAUAUCAAAUCACUGACCCCAGCGGUGUUAUCAGUGAGAGGAGCAAUGCUACCCUGCAAGUCAGUUGGAACGUGCAGCCUUGGGUCGGCGCUCUGGUGUGGGACAAAGGAUAUCUGGGCGACAGAAUCGGCAAAUGGGCACCUGGCGGUGUGGGAACAAGUGAGACCUUCGAGUUUCCUCCUUUGAAGGGGGCAAAAACAGAUAUUGUCAAAGACACUGAAGGACCGAGAACUCCAAAAGCUGGAUCAGCCUCUCCGGUUGUCGAGAUAUAA